This is a messenger RNA of Rhododendron vialii, 1991 nucleotides long. RefSeq names its product F-box protein At5g49610-like. Gene Ontology annotation, molecular function: protein binding. The transcript has 3 exons. The record is from RefSeq and is a predicted model, not a curated record. Bases 580 to 1740 code for a protein of 386 amino acids. NCBI's taxonomy places the organism in Eukaryota, Viridiplantae, Streptophyta, Magnoliopsida, Ericales, Ericaceae.
GGAGUGGGGGCAAUUGAAAUCAUGACGGGGCCUUCUGGGAUUGGUACAAAGGACGAUUGAAGCUUGAAAAUGGAGCAUCCUGCCCUUGUUCAAAACUGCAUAGAUUAGAUGCAAAUUUUGAACGCGUGACAUACUCUCGCGAUUGCUUUCUGCAGACCAGAUGCUGCCAAAUGCUGUCAUCCGUUCCGCGUCGUGGAUUAGUACCUGUCAGACGCGGACAUGGGUUUGGCCCCACCUUCAGUUGCUGUCAUCUGGGUGUGAUGGAGAGAGAGAGAGAGAGAGAGAGAGAGAGCUGUGGAAGCAUUUGGUGGGAUGAGAAAUUUAGAAUGUUCAGUGUGGUGGUGAACUCCAAAACAGAACAGAGCUAGUAACUAUGGUGAUUUGAUUUGAGAUUUGCAUCACAGCCAUUGUUUGAAGACGAAAUCACUGAGUUUUGCGGAGCUGACAUUAGACAAAAACAAUAGCUUUCUUGCAUAUUUGAAUGUGACCCGUUCGGUAGAUUUCCUGAAACUCGACAUUGAUCUGUGAUAAUAUAUCGAGAAAUUUGGGCUCAACGCUCUGGUUUUCGUUUGUGUGGAAAUGGAGGAGCUUUGGUUUGCAAGCAAUGACAUUCGGAUCAAUGUGCUUUCCCGAUUACCUUUGAAAACUUUGCUUAACGUUAAGUGUGUUUCGAAACAAUGGUAUCGUCUUAUUUCAGAGCGCUCUUUCAUAAGGCAUCAGUCUGAAAGGAAAGAAUUCAAAGAACCCAUUUCUGGAUUUUUCUUCCAGGAGAGGUUUCAGUGGUGUGAUGAUGAUAUCAAGUCCAUCAGCUAUAUUCCAGUCGACACCGAAGAAGCCACAAAUGUGCAACGCUCAGUUUUCAAUUUCCUCCCACAAAGCAUUGUGCUCUUAUCCGUGAGCAAUGGCCUGAUUUGUUGUCGGAGUUGCUUUCCUUCGCCACAGCCUGUAGUAUUCAUCUGUAACCCCUUGAACAAGGAAUGGGUGACUCUUCCAUGGCCCACAGUCCCCAAACAAAGCAGCCUAGGGCUGGCUUUUGAUCCUUCUAGGGACACCACGGGUGAAUCCACCAAUUUCAAAGUGGUUGCAGUUCAUCAGAAUGAAUCUGAAACUGAGAUGGAGGAUUGGUACUUCUCAUAUGACGUAUACUCGUCAAAAACAAAUACUUGGACCAGAUCAAAGGAAAUAUGCCAGUGCAAUCACAAUUUGUUUAAAAACAAAGGCAUUUUCGUAGGAGGAGCCUUGUAUUGGCUAACUGAUGGUGAUCAAAUCCUCAUGUUCGAUGUUCAAAACGAGCUAUCUUGGUUGGUUUCCGUUCCAUUCCCACUGGGGGCUUUUGAUAGCAUGCCUGGGGUGUGUAUUGGCGAAUCUGAAGGCAAAUUGCAUUGUGUUUUGAUAACUGAAUGUGGAAUUCAUGUGUGGGCUCUUGAGGAUUAUCUUGACCUUAAUUGGGCGUGCAGAUACUCUAUUAGCCUUGAUGAGAUGGAGGCAGAAAACUCUGAGUUUCUAUGUAACGUACAACAGAGAAUGGUGAGUCGAAUCAAUACAGCUCCAUGGAUGGAUCCUUUGGCUUUUAAAGAUGGUCUUUUGUUUAUGAGGGUGGCGACAAAGAUCUAUUUGUACAACUUUGGAACAAGGAAAAUGGAGGAGCUCUGCACGCUUUCCAUGUUGGGGCCCAACUCUAUGAUUUCCCCCAUUGUGCUACCGUAUUCCAUGAGUUUGGUUCUGUUGGAUCAGCAAUAGGAGUUGGUUGGAUCAAUUUUUUCCUCGUAACAAAUGUUAUUGUAAAUGUUUUUGGGGAAUUACACGGGUUCAGGGAUCUUAGUUUUUGUCCUGUCAGUUGUUAUGGGUUUAGAUUUGUGCAUAGUUGUCUGUUGUUUGCUCGGCUUGUAUGGAUAUUCACUAGUAAAGAUGUAAGCUUUCGAUAUUUGGAAACUAAACUUCAUCUAUUUUCAUCUACGUUAUCAAUAUGAAUGUCAUAGCAAUUUUGGUUA